AUGUCUGCAGCACCGAGCGAGGAGCCCGUCAAGGAGGCCCCUCCUGUGCAGCAAGAGGCUGCGCAGGAUGCCGCCGACUUGUUUGGUGGUCUGAAAAAGAAGAGCAAGAAGAAAAAGAUCCCAGUUGACUUCGACCUGGGCGAGGUACGUAGCCACGGACCUGAAUCUAACUCACGUGUGCAGUCCAAGGAGAUAACCAAGGCGGAGGAGCCCAAGACAAGCGAUGCCCCCGCAGAGACUCCGUCUGAGGAUGUUGCACCCGCCGCGAGUACCGAGGCCGACCCGCUUGACUUUGGUGAUUUGAAGAAGAAGAAGAAAAAGAAGAAGGCUGCCUUUGACCUCGAAGACUUUGAGAAGGAGCUGGGGGAGAAGAAUGAGGAUGGUGAUGACCUGGACGGUGAGAAUCCAUUUGCCUCCGAGUCGAAGGACGAUGACGAGGCGGCCAAGGGCGGCGACGUGGAGACCUGGCAGGGCACGGAUCGCGACUAUACGUACCAGGAGCUCUUGCACCGCUUCUUCCGCAUUUUGCGACAGCAGAACCCUGCUCUUUCUGGCGAGAAGAAGAAAUACACUAUGGUCCCUCCUGUCGUGCAGCGCGACGGCUCAAAGAAGACUGUGUUUGCGAAUGUCAUCGAAAUCUGCAAGCGUAUGCAUCGCCAGCCAGACCAUGUUAUCCAAUACCUGUUCACAGAGUUGGGUACCACAGGCUCUAUCGACGGUAGUCAGCGCCUGGUCAUCCGUGGUCGUUUCCAGCCCAAGCAGAUUGAGAAUGUGUUGCGGCGGUAUAUUGUCGAAUACGUUACCUGCAAGACAUGCCGCUCGCCAAACACACUGCUUACAAAAGAGAACCGUAUUUACUUCAUGACCUGCGAAGCAUGCGGCUCUCAGCGCUCCGUCAGCGCUAUCAAGACUGGUUUCCAGGCCCAGACUGGCAAGCGCAGCAAGAUGCGCGAGCAGUAA
This is a messenger RNA of Malassezia pachydermatis, 960 nucleotides long. RefSeq names its product eukaryotic translation initiation factor 2 beta. Gene Ontology annotation, biological process: formation of translation preinitiation complex; formation of cytoplasmic translation initiation complex; translational initiation. Bases 1 to 960 code for a protein of 319 amino acids. Gene Ontology annotation, cellular component: eukaryotic translation initiation factor 2 complex. The record is from RefSeq and is a predicted model, not a curated record. The transcript is spliced from 2 exons. Lineage: Eukaryota; Fungi; Basidiomycota; Malasseziomycetes; Malasseziales; Malasseziaceae. Gene Ontology annotation, molecular function: translation initiation factor activity; mRNA binding; translation initiation factor binding.